AGGCCGCGUAGGAUUGGAUGCGCUUGCAUACAGACGAGUUUAAUUGCCUCACAGCGACAGUGAUAGUCGCAAAGCUGGGGUAGCCGAUCCUCACUGGUUUCGCUCUCGUCGAAGAUGGCCUACUGCAGCAUCCCUGGAAAGGGGCGAUAACCGCCUUCGUUGCUAUACACGCUGCCUCUCGCAAGGGAAGCUGGCGCCGUGGUUUUGCCAACGGCUCAAUGCUUUUGCUUGGGUCCAACGUCGUCAUGCCCAGCCGAGACGAUAGGGGACCCAUUGUUCCAUAUCCACCACGUCGCAUUACCAGCGCUUCGAUUGCGGCUGAUAUCAUCGCUCGGGUCACACGGGAGGUUGGUGAUGCUCUUCAACUGCGCAGCAUCAUUGCUGCUGCGUCUACGUAGCUCUAGCCCGCCAUGGUAUGCAUGCUCUCGUAGCCGCAGCAGUUGGGCCUAUCCAGCGG
Molecule: messenger RNA, 457 nt
Organism: Exserohilum turcica Et28A
Lineage: Eukaryota; Fungi; Ascomycota; Dothideomycetes; Pleosporales; Pleosporaceae
Exons: 1
Coding region: 219-398 (59 amino acids)
Source: RefSeq, a predicted model, not a curated record